This is a messenger RNA of Vicia faba (fava bean), 480 nucleotides long. The record is from the annotation of a GenBank genome assembly. NCBI's taxonomy places the organism in Eukaryota, Viridiplantae, Streptophyta, Magnoliopsida, Fabales, Fabaceae.
AUGAAAAAAACCUCAGCUUUUAUGUCAUUUUUUCAAACUCUUCUCUUUUCUUGUUUAUUUCUCCAACUCACUAUAUCCUCUACUCAAAUGAAUGAUAUAGUUCUUGAUGAUUUGGUGGAUGACAUGUGCAAAAAGACACCAAAUUUCGACCUAUGCAGCUCAACUAUACAUUCCAAUCCUCAAGCAGGCAAAAGUGAUGCAAAUGAAGGUCUUGUGAAAGAAAUCAAAGAUCCUGAAUUGCAAAGAAAAUAUGUGAGUUGUGCUGAGACAUACAUUCCAUUAGAGAAAACCAUACUUCCACAAGCAGUUGAUUCUAUAAACAAAAAAAAAUAUGGGCUUGCCAUUUACUCUAUGGGUUAUAUUGGAAAAGAAAUUGAUUCUUGUAACAAGAAAUUCUCAAAUGGUUCACCCUUGAAUGAGAAAACUGGCAGUUUACACCAGUUGCUUGAUAUUGGAACAGCCGUUUUAAAACAAUUAUAA